UGUUCGGGUUUUCUCUGAGCUUCACUGAUGGAUCUGCAGAAGCUGGACAUCACAGAGCGGGAGACCUCGUGGUUUCCAUGGAAACGCCACAUGUCUCCAUGGAGAGAGCCGCUGUGUGAUUCUCAGCCCGGUUCUGGUGGGUCUGGUUCUGGUGGCACUGGUCUAAUUCAAAGCAUUUCUAAGAAAAACGAAGUGGAAGCAUCGUUAUGUAAAGAAAUGACCGCGAAAAUUCAGUUUUUAUUCAUUUUAUUUACCAACUUCGCUUCGCGGCGAUUUGCGGAAGUUUGUCCCACGUCGCUUUCCGUCGGCAGCAGAAGGCGGAGAAGUCGAGGGUCGCGGCAGAGGUGCAUGCUGGGAAAACACGUGCUAAAACCAAAGGUAAACUUUCUUAUUUUCUGCGGUGAGUCGCUGCUUUCCCGACUGGUACCGGAGUUCUGGUUCCGAGGACCGUUCCGACGGAACCGCGAACCUUUCAUGUUCUGUUUCCUCUCCAGUAUGUCGUCCCAGAAGAUGCCGGAGAGCGAUCCCCGCUUCGUCCGGGUCCAGAAGGACCCGAGGUUCUGGGAGAUGCCUGAGAGGGACCGUAAGAUCAGCAUCGACAAGCGGUUCCGGUCCAUGUUCCACGACAAGCGCUUCAAGGUGAAGCAGACGGUGGACAAACGGGGCCGGCCUGUCAGCCACUCCACCGCAGAAGACCUGCGGAGGUUCUACCAGCUGUCCGAGUCCGAGGAGGAGGAGGAGGGGGAGGAGCAGGGGGAGGAGGAGCAGGAGCAGGAGCAGGAGGAGCAGGUCCGAGGAGAUGAAGCCCAGCCGCGAGGAAGAGGAGGAGCGGAUGAAGACAAGGACCCGUCUGCUGGCGGGACAGACGACGUCUCUGAUGAGGAUGAGGAGGCGGGGCGGUCCGAUGACGAGGAGGAGGAGUCCGGUCUGGACUCUGGGGACGACAGUGACAGUGGACCGGACCUGGCCCGGGGGAAGGGCAACGUGGAGACCAGCUCGGACGAGGAGGAGGAGGAGGAGGUGGACUCCAUCCUCCGGAGGGAGGAGGAGGAGAUCCAGCACGACUGGGGAGAGCUGUGCAAGGACGCCCCACGGGGUGAGCAGGUGUCCACUCGGCUCGCCGUCUGUAACAUGGACUGGGACCGCAUGAAGGCCCGAGACCUGCUGGUUCUGUUCGGCUCGUUUGCGCCUAAAGGGGGCGCCGUGCUGUCCGUGAAGAUCUACCCGUCAGAAUUUGGGAAGGAGCGGCUGAAGGAGGAGGAGACCCGGGGACCGCCGGAGCUCAAGGCACUGGCCGACGACUCGGAGGACGACACGGAGGAGGAGAGAGUCUACAGGGAGAAGAUCCGCGACUACCAGUUCAAGCGUCUGAAGUAUUUCUACGCCGUGGUGGAGUGCGACUCGGCCGAGACGGCGGCCAAGAUCUACGAGGAGUGUGACGGCUUCGAGUACGAGAGCAGCUGCUCCGUGUUGGACCUGCGGUUCGUUCCUGAAGACAUGAAGUUUGAGGAGGAGCCCCGAGACGAGGCCACCCACGUCAACACGCCCGCCUUCACGCCCAAACUCUUCACCUCCUCGGCUGCCGCCACCUCCAAGGUGCAGCUGACGUGGGACGAGACGGACCACGAGCGCCUGACGGCCCUCAACAGGAAGUUCAACAAAGACGAGCUGCUGGACAUGGACUUCAGAGCCUACCUGGCCUCCUCCAGUGAGGAGGAGGAGCCUCCGAGUGAGGAGGAGGAGGAGGCGGGUGGAGGUGUCACAGAGGAAGCUGUCGGGGACACGAAGAAGAAGAAGAGCGAGGAGCAGAUCUCCAAGUACAGAGAGCUGCUGAAGAGCAUCCAGAGCAAAGACAGGAGGCCGCAGGAGGACGAGGACAUGGAGAUGGAGGUCACCUGGGUUCCAGGACUGAAGGAGACCACAGAGAAGCUGGUGAAGAAGAAGCUGGAGGGGAGGGACCAGCUGACGCCGUGGGAGGAGUUCCUGCAGAAGAAGAAGCAGAAGAAGAAGCAGAAGAGGAGCGGGAAGCAGCAGGAGGCCUCAGAGGAGGAGCUCAGCGAUGACCCGCUUCCUGCCGACGUCGACCUCAGUGACCCCUUCUUUGCUGAGGAGCUCGGAGCGUCAGGUGAUGUCAGAGACGUGAAGAGGAAACAGAAGAAGAAGAAAAAGGCGGAGAAAGCCGACAACAAGGAGGAGCUGGAGAAACAGCAGGCUGAGAUGGCGCUGCUGAUGGAGGACGACACGGACGACCCCAGACACGCCCACUUCAACUACGACCAGAUCGUGGAGCAGCAGAACCUCAGCAAGAAGAAGAGGAAGAAGCUCCUGAAGAAGGGGGAGGAGCUACUGGAGGACGACAGCUUCCAGGUGGACGUGGAGGACCCGCGCUUCCAGGCCAUCUACACCUCCCACCUGUUCAGCCUGGACCCCUCCCACCCCAGCUACAGGAAGACCCGGGCCAUGCAGAGCCUGCUGGAGGAGAAACGCCGCCGCCGAGAGGAGCAGCAGCGCCACCUGGAGGACACGCUGGACGCUCAGGAGGCCACGCCCCCACACAGACAGGAAGCAGCCGCAGAGAGGCGGGAAAAUGACUCUGAGAGAGAGACGCCAAAGACGGGGAUGGACCCGAGUCUGUCGCUGCUCGUCAAGUCGAUAAAGAGCAAGACGCAGCAGUUCCAGGCCCGCAAGAAGCAGAAGACGCUGUAGGCGGGGCCAGCCUGCUGUGGGCGGGGCCAGCCUGCUGUAGGCGGGGCCAGCCUGCUGUAGGCGGGGCCAGCCUGCUGUGGGCGGGGCUCAGCCUGCUGUGGGCGGGGCCCAGCCUGCUGUAGGCGGGGCUCAGCCUGCUGUGGGCGGGGCCAGCCUGCUGUAGGCGGGGCCCAGCCUGCUGUAGGUGGGGCCCAGCCUGCUGUAGGCGGGGCUCAGCCUGCUGUGGGCGGGGCCAGCCUGAUGUAGGCGGGGCUCAGCCUGCUGUGGGCGGGGCCAGCCUGCUGUGGGCGGGGCUCAGCCUGCUGUGGGCGGGGCUCAGCCUGCUGUGGGCGGGGCUCAUGUUUGACUGAACGUUUCAACGGUCACAUUGUAAAUACAGAACCGACUGGUUUCAGAUUCUCGGAUCUACUCUGCUGCUCAGGAAAGAUUCUGAGGUUCUGUGUUCUGAUGGACCCGUUCCUCUGCAGACCCGAUCAGUAGCGAGUCCCAAGAGAAAUUUGAUUGUUUUAAACGCUCCAACCUGAUCUUCAUUCUCUGCGUUUGUUCGGUUCUGCAGGUUCAAAGGAUUUCAAAAUAAAACCUUCUUCCUGUGUAUCUUCAAA
Messenger RNA from Oryzias melastigma (Indian medaka), 3308 nucleotides. RefSeq names its product ESF1, nucleolar pre-rRNA processing protein, homolog (S. cerevisiae) (gene esf1). Lineage: Eukaryota; Metazoa; Chordata; Actinopteri; Beloniformes; Adrianichthyidae. The transcript is spliced from 13 exons. Gene Ontology annotation, biological process: rRNA processing. The record is from RefSeq and is a predicted model, not a curated record. Gene Ontology annotation, molecular function: RNA binding. Bases 28 to 2706 code for a protein of 892 amino acids. Gene Ontology annotation, cellular component: nucleus.